AAUAUUCGAAAGGCUUAGGCAGAUGACAAAACCACAAGCAAUUUGAGGUCACUGUGCACUUCCAAUAAAAUUUCUAAAAAACAGAUGGUAAAUUAAUGAAAUAAUGAUACAUCAUACAACGCCUUACCUACUUAUCACUCUUAUCUUUCUAGUUGAGGUUUAUUUGCCAUCAAAUCAAUUCACAUGUCUUUUUCAUAAAAAGAUCACUGUUCAGCGCAGCAAGUCACGAAAAAAUCUGACGCUGAUAAAAAGGAUAGAUGAGGCUACAUCCCCCCUUCAACAUACACACAGACGGCGCGGAGAGCAAAAUGAAAGCAAAUUACGAUGUGGAGUCUUACCGAGUCUUCCGUUUACGCAGGCGCGGCUCCUCUUUGGAAGCUGUGGGCGUGGGCGGCACCGACAGUUGGAGGGCUGCAGCACUGGUGUGGGAUUGACGCUAGCUAUGUGCUAUCACAGUAGGUACAGGUACUGCAAAAUACUGCGCUAUCAACAUUCUGCACUAUCUGCGACCGACCUUUAUCCAAGAUACACUUGACACACAAGAUAGAUGCCGACACAAACAAGGGUCACCGUUCUGAUUCAGCCGCUCACGGACGACGACCACCGAGCUGCCAAGCUCCUCCCCCUCCCCCUCGCACCAUCAACGAGCUGCCUGUAUCCAGUUCCCGCGCGUGCCCGGACCUAAAAUAGCCCCCAGUGGCCGUGUGGCUCCAGGGCCGCCGCGCCGGCGGAUUUCGUCGCUGCCGAGUGCCGACGCUAGCCGUGCCGUCGGCGUCGACGCCCUCUCUGAGCAGAGUCGGCCGAGAGUCAGCGAGGAGAGUGAGACUGUCUUCUGAGACUGACGGCCAGUCGUCGGUCUGCCAUCCCACCGACUGACUGACCGACUGACCGACUGGCCAGCGCACCGACCAGAUCCGGCCGUUCGUAUAGGCGCAGUGGGUGGUGGACGGAGGUGGUCGGUGGACGGCGGCGGCGGCGACGGCCGUUUGCUAGUGAGAGUGAGAUACCUAUACUCUGAGUGAGAGUGAGACAUAGAGAGUGAGUGGAAAGUGUCAGCGAAGUGACAGCAAGCACCACAGCCGACCGUGGGACCGAUAAGAAGCCUCUCCUGCCGCCUGGUUAGUCAUCACACCUGACCUUGUAAGGAGAGGACUUCUGUAGCGUGCUUGGUCACGUGACCUGUUGAACGAGCUCCGUCGCAAGUUCCAAGAGGCAGCCGGCAGUAUAGCCAUGCCGGUGUCGUGGCGCGGGCCGCGGCCGGCCGUCACCGUACAACAGCUGCGCGAGCUGCUGGUGGCACCGUCGCGCGGCGCCAUGGCCUUUCCCAGCGAGCCGUACGACGAGGUCUAUCCCGGGAUCGUCAUCAGUGACGCCGCCACCGCGUUCACCCUCACCCUGCUGCGCUCUCUGGGGGUGACGCACGUGCUGAACGCCGCGCACGGCAUCGACAACGCCACCUACUCGGGCUGCUACGUCAACAUGCACCCCUGCUUCUACCGCUCGGCCGGCCUGGCGCUGAUGCGCGUGCCGGCAGAGGACGCCGAGGAGUGUAACAUCGGCGUCCACUUCGGCGACGCGGCCGAGUUCAUCGAUGACGCCCUCCGGCACGGAGGGAAGGUGCUGGUGCACUGUGUUCAAGGGAUGAGCCGCUCAGCUGCUCUGGUGGUCGCCUAUCUGAUGAUCAAACAGGGGAUGGCCGUCACAAAGGCUCUCAGCACCGUCAGGGCGAAGCGGGCCAUCUUUCCCAACUACGGUUUUCUGAUGCAGCUGAUUCGCCUGGACGAGCAGCUGGCGUCUGGGUCGUGCCCUCCGGUCAGCACUUCAGAGGUCAAAGGUCGCCGACCCGCCCCGCCGACCAACUCUGGAGCCCACCGCUCUAGUCGGUAUCCAUGACCUCCACGGGGAUAGCGGUGACGGAAAAUGUGACGGCAUUCGUGACGGAACAUGUGACAGAGUCGUGAUGGAACAUGUCGGAGUCGUGGCGGAAAAUAUGGCGGUGCCAGUUUCCGGUGAGGAAAGUGACGACCCCUGGGCGAUGCGAAUUUGUCACAUCUCAAUUUGUGACGCGAAAUGUGACUAAUGUCGGCGGGAAUCACGACGCUCCCGUGUACAUACCUGUGACGGCGGCUGAUCCGUACUGUCAAUCUUGUUCAGGUUCUCCGCCACUCGUCCGUCGAAAUGUCUCGCCAAAGUAUGUAUAAGCACCCUUCUGAGUCUGAUCCAUGCAGCACCCCAAGCAGCAGCGAACUAGCGCAGUGACGCCAGCUAUGACUAGCCGGAAACUCCAGUAUCGCGCCUUGCAGCCAUGUGUGGUCUCCCAGAGAAAUCCCCGAGACCGAGAUUCUCCAGUGUCGAACCCCCUGUCCCCCACAUUCCCCACAAACACCCCACAUACUGUACAGCUUAUCGACACGCUGGUAGUGCAAACUGAUGAACUCAUAGGCGCCCCUCCGGCGCCUGGGGGGGGGGGGGUGUAGAGGGGGCGGACAGGAGGCGUGUUAUCAAAAUGCAAACUGGCCGCUGUUGGAAUAUGCAUAUAUCGGGGCCUCGGGAACCCCUGAGCAGCCGGACAGUGCAGUAUGCUAAGCUGGUGACUAGUGACUGGUGGUUGGUGCUGUUGAUCAAGGUGCACCAACUGACGGUCGUGUCGUGCUGGGUCGCGGAGAGGGGGCUGUUCCCGGUGUUCUGUUUGGACUAGUCACUAAAGGACACGGGCGCCGGUAGGCUGGUUUGUCAUUGCCGCCGGACGGGGUGAGGUGGCCGCUGCAGGUUUUCGGAGACAUGUCCAGCAGAGGUUUGUUUAUGAGAUGGACGGUGGCGAGCGCAGGCAGACCCAAGUGUUGAUGCAAAGUGCUGGGCUUCUAUACAUGGUACUUGGUAGUACGUGGGAGAGCGCGAGGGACGAGUGUCCAGACUGCGAGUGGGGUGGAAGCUGCGACUUUGAAUAUCAAUGAAGAGGCCGUAGUGUUGGUUAAGUCAUGAGUGCAUUCCUGUGAGGAAGACGCGCGAUUGCUUUCCAUGAGGCCCUAUGUAAAACAUGCAUGCGGAGGCCUGACCGUCGUGAAUCAGCUUCCGCUUCGAUAAUGUGCAAUACAUUGUGCAACGAGUCCCCUGAACAGAGGCUCAGCGGAGAACAAA
Messenger RNA from Amphibalanus amphitrite, 3138 nucleotides. Its product is annotated as dual specificity protein phosphatase 3-like. Lineage: Eukaryota; Metazoa; Arthropoda; Thecostraca; Balanomorpha; Balanidae. The record is from RefSeq and is a predicted model, not a curated record. Gene Ontology annotation, molecular function: protein tyrosine/serine/threonine phosphatase activity; MAP kinase phosphatase activity. The transcript is spliced from 6 exons. The coding region runs from base 1231 to 1893 and encodes 220 amino acids. Gene Ontology annotation, biological process: negative regulation of MAPK cascade; protein dephosphorylation. Gene Ontology annotation, cellular component: cytoplasm.